GCGCUGCCGACCUUCAGCCCCACCGACGACGCUCCCGCGAAACCUGCGGAAGAGAGCGCUCCGCCUGAGGCUCCUGCGACCUUCGCUGGUACAAUAAGUACGGUCUUCAUGGGCUCAUCAGCUGCAGUGAAGAGCUUCGGCAUUGGCUGCGGGUUGCUCGUGGGCGUUCUGCUCUUCGAAGUGUUCCACAAGAAGACCGCAGAGUUCGACCUCUCGGCUCCCUUCCCGACGCUGGACAGCGUGGAGAACGAGCUAGUCCCCUCUGGGAAGCAGAUCUUGAUGCACCUCUCCGUGGGUGCCGCGAAGCUGUGGUACGUCUACGUCGCGGAGGGCAGGGUCGACAGGGGGGAGGGCGUGCUGCAGUCCAGCUCCAAUGCAGCUGGCUCGGUCUCUUGA
Prorocentrum cordatum is the source of this 396-nucleotide messenger RNA. NCBI's taxonomy places the organism in Eukaryota, Dinophyceae, Prorocentrales, Prorocentraceae. The record is from the annotation of a GenBank genome assembly.